Lithohypha guttulata is the source of this 717-nucleotide messenger RNA. RefSeq lists its product as uncharacterized. The record is from RefSeq and is a predicted model, not a curated record. Bases 1 to 717 code for a protein of 238 amino acids. The transcript has a single exon. NCBI's taxonomy places the organism in Eukaryota, Fungi, Ascomycota, Eurotiomycetes, Chaetothyriales, Trichomeriaceae.
AUGCCAACCCGACCAGUCGGCGGCAUGCGCCCUGACCCAGGCAUGAUCACGCCGCCGAUGUCACGACGUGGUACCGAAGAUGUUACUGCCGCCUCGGCUAGUCCGUCAAUCAAGCCCGGUGUUCCGAUCCGCAAGCAUUCACAAUCUCACCACGGCAAGUAUGUCAACGAAGGACGUGAUCGAGAUAGCUACGCAGUCACCCCGUAUGAUUCCCGUCAGCAGAUGUUCAUCGAUGAAGAAGAAAGAGCAACGCAGCGAAGCCAAUAUCAGUCAACGGCUGAAUAUCCACAACCAACAUCACCCAGGCACCCACCCAAUGCAAUCAGGACCUAUCCUCCUGUAUCACAAAGUUGGAUCAGCUCUGCGGGGAGAGCUCCAAUGUCGGGCCUGUCGGAUACCCAGCUAAAGAUGCUCAUCGACUCGGGCGCCCUCAAGGGAGGCCAGCGCGGUCACAAGUUUGGAGGCAUCUAUUUGGAUGGUAGUGGGAGUGCUUUGUGCGGGAAUGCAUAUGUGGACCCGCUACUUGCUCCUCUCGGUAAAGUUCACGACUUCGGUACCAUUAGAGCAGGUAAAAAGUGGAACGGCGUAUUUUUGGGAGGAGAUCAACAUGUCUCGUUGGUGGAGAAUGUCUUUGAUGGAGUAAGAAAGCAGAACAUGGGCUCCAGAGGUGCUCAUGGACCUAUGUACGUUGACGAGGAGGAGGAGGACUUUUCAUAG